This is a messenger RNA of Endocarpon pusillum Z07020, 1503 nucleotides long. RefSeq lists its product as uncharacterized. The transcript has 3 exons. The record is from RefSeq and is a predicted model, not a curated record. The coding region runs from base 1 to 1503 and encodes 500 amino acids. Lineage: Eukaryota; Fungi; Ascomycota; Eurotiomycetes; Verrucariales; Verrucariaceae.
AUGGCCUCUUUCCGCUUCUUCUGUAUCGCUUUUUUCUGCGUCAUCGGCUUCAUUCCUCAUUACUGGAGGGCGGAGGCAGCGUGCCCCAAGCCCAUCUGGUUACCUCUCUCCAACUGUACCAUCGCGCGUGCCAACACGCCGACCGUGGAUUCAUGGGGCACUCUCCUUGCAGUCAGGUCGUCAGGGCAGGAGCUGUGUUUGGUACCAUCUACCGCUCUCAAUAAUUCGAUACUAAUGGGUGUUGAUGUUUGCCGUCCCGACAACAGACCUAAUAGCACCCUGGAUCAAUGUCGCUCGCGCCGCGGUGGGCUCCUCGACGUUGCGGCGAUGGGAUCGUCCUUCAUCCCCAUUGCCACUUCGUCCCUUGUUCCAGAUGACGGUUGGCGCAUGAUCAUGGCUCCGUCGCAACCAUUCCAACAGGCUGGGAAAACCACUCUGAACCUGCUCUCCGAUGCCUCGAUUGAAAUGCCUGUGGCUAUAGUGACGGAGGGCCAGAACCACACUACCAGCGAGCUCGGGCUAGGCCUCAGCUCCGUUUUUCUUCAAUCGCUCGUCGAUGCCGGCCUAAUCGCUGCACGAGUCUUUGGCCUCAAUGCAGGAUCGCAAUCCACUGCUCAACCCCGCGAAGGAAGCUUGGUCCUUGGUGGCUAUGAUAUGGCCAGCAUCAGCAGCCAUUUUACCGAGUAUCCGAUGGACUACCCACUACUCGAAGACAUUUCAAACCGGGUUUGUCCUCUCCAGGUGAAGAUCCGGAAGCUCAUAUUACGUCCCGCAGACGGGGAUGACAUCACUUUAAGCGACGAGGGUUCGGACAUUGAUGCUUGCAUCGAGCCAUAUGACAAUCUCUUCCGACUUCCAACCUUCGCACUCGACCUCUUCAAGCAGCAUACCCAGUGGACGAGCGACACCACUGAAGAUCCAGAGCUACUUGUUCCCGAGCCGGGAUUGCUCUACCCGAGCUCUACCGGAUUCAACGGUAGUCUCUUGAUCUCGCUGAACAACGACUUUGAAGUCGAAAUUCCAAACGCUGAGCUGCAGCACCCACUGAGAGGUAUCGCAGCGAAUGGUACAAGAGUUUUGAACAACAACAUCACCGAGGCCAACGUCUAUUUCAAUUCAGCGCCCCUACAAGCGGCGGUGUUGGGCAAAGUUUUCUUGUCACAGGUAACUCUCGAAGAACAAACAGUCCUUGGAAAGGUCUAUCUUGCCGUCGACUACGAUGCGAAGCGAUUUAAGCUCGCUCGACAGAUUCAACGCGACGUAACUCCGAAUCCGGUACAUCUAUCCCCAUGUUCGUCUAACAAGCUGGGGGUAGGCAGCAUAGCGGCUAUUGUCAUUGGAUCUGUCUUAGGUCUUCUGAUUGCACUCCUACUAUGGUCAGGAUGGUACUUCCGCAAGCGGCUCGAAGCGAUCGAUUGGAAGGUGGAGCACUUUCCUCAUUCACAAAAUCAGACACAAACUCUACCUGUUCAACCUGUUCAACCUGCUCAAGUCACUUUCUAG